CUCAACAUUCGAUAGCUUUCGUUUCCGAAAUGGCGGUUACUUAAAUGUUUUGUGAUCGGACCUCGUGGAUGGGUUUCAGACCCUGAAAUAAAGCAAGCAAUGGAGGUUGGUUUACGCGUUGUUCGUGGCCCCGAUUGGAUGUGGGGUGAUCAAGACGGAGGCGAGGGAAAUGUUGGCACAGUCGUCCAUCUUGGCGGCGACGGAAACUUCCCUGAAGACACUGUUUUGGUGUAUUGGGAUUCUGGAAGGCAGGCGAACUAUCGGGCAGGAUAUUCUGGAAAGUAUGAUCUACGAAUCUUCGACAGCGCUCAAACUGGUUUAAAGCACCCUCAUGUUACAUGUGAUGGUUGUAAGCAAGCCCCCCUCGCUGGAAUACGAUACAAAUGUGCUAACUGUCCAAACUAUGAUUUGUGUUCGACUUGUUUUGGAAAUGAUGUUCAUGAUAUGCAGCAUGAAUUUUUGCGAUUUGAUCAAGUUCCUCAACAAAAUGGAAUACCUGCUGGUAAGCGUGCUGGUGCUGUUAAGGUACAAUCCAAGGGAUUUUUUUCUGGAGCUAAGGUUACUCGAGGAAGAGACUGGAAAUGGGAUGACCAAGAUGGGGGCAGUGGUAGGAUUGGUACAUUGACUGAGAUCACUGCUUGGAGUAAUGUGGAGAGGGCAGGAGCAAAAGUCAUCUGGAAUAUACUUAGGAAUAACACAUACCGAGCAGGAUACCAAGGAUCAGUUGACCUCAAAUGUACAACUCCAGGAAAUGGCCCACACUACUAUCGUGAUUGUCUAGGGAGAGUUGGUGAUAAACGGCUCCAGAGAAACAGAAAUCGAUUGAGGAUUGGAGACAGAGUCAUUGUAAACCUUGAUGUGGAGGUGCUUAAAGCAAUGUCCCAAGGACAUGGCGGCUGGGUCGAUGGUAUGGGACAGUGCAUAGGAAAGGUGGGGAAAAUACAUAAAAUAGACGAUGAUGGUGAUGUCCACAUCAGGUAUGGGCUCCAGUCAUGGGUAUUCCAUCCAGAUGCAGUCACUAAGUUGCCGACUUUCCAGGCUGGAGAUAAAGUAAGAGUGUUGAAAAAUAAGCAAGAAGUACAAAGGUUACAGCAGGGGCACGGUGGCUGGAAUGAGUCUAUGACGGCGGCUUUGGGUAAAGAGGGAAAGAUCUUAGAGGUGGACAGCGAUGGUGAUGUUGUAGUUGUGGUAGGAACGGAUCUCUGGCUGUUCAACCCAGCAGCUCUGGAGGAUCUGACGGGAGGGGAGGCUACGGCGCGACGGGGCGAAGUUGCAACGGGAUCUCCAGACAAACUAACGGAGCUACAGGACCUUCUUAAGAUGAUGUUAGUAGAGGCGACUAUGAAAAGUGGAAGUGAUCCUGGAGACAGAUUAGUGAACGCUUCAUCAAAUGGAAACCUACAGGAAGUCCGGGAAAUCCUGGAAGCAAAUCCCGAUAAGAUCAAUCAUAAAAGAGCAGGCAAAACCUCUCUGCAUGUAGCUUGUCAUCAAGGUCGAACUGAAAUUGUUAAAUACCUUGUAGACAAAGGCGCUGACAAAGAUGUCAAGGACGAACAGGAUUACUCAGCGUUGCAUCAUGCGGCUUAUGGAGAUAAAAGUGGCCAGGCUGUGACAGCCAUGUUAGCCACAGGAACAAACGUCAAUGUUUGUGAUAACAAAAACAAAAGCACGCCGCUACACUUAGCUGUCAAUCAAGGAAACGAAGCUGGUGUUAGGGCUCUGCUGUCGUCAAGACACUGCGACGUCAACUGUCAGGAUUUGGCCGGUGAUACAGCUCUACACGACGCUAUCUCCAAAGAAAAGAAUGGAAUUAUAGAUCUCAUUCUCAAUUACCAAAGGCUGGAUAUCACUGUUUCUAAUGGCAGAGGGUUCAACCCCCUUCAUCAAGCUUGCAUGAAAGGAAAUAAAAGUGCUGUUGAAAAAAUCGCAAGGAAAUUCCCUGGCCUCAUUGAGAUUCCAAAAGAAGACGGAUUUAGUGCCCUUCAUCUAGCUGCCUUCAAUAACCACUUAGAAAUCGCAAAGGUUCUGCUGUUGUCGGGCCACUGUGACAUCAAUCUACGCAAUAGAAAGAGACAGACGGCCCUGGCUCUUGCUGUCUCUGAAGCUUACACCAGCAUGAUAGAACUAUUGAUUGAACAUGGCGCCGAUAUAAAUGCUGCAGACGAAGAUGGAGACACCCCUUUGCACUUGGCUGUCAUACAUCAAGCUGUUGGGAGUAGUGGCUUAAGAGGGCUCUUACAAGGACUAGGGGUCGACGUCCCAGCCAGCGGCACAGACCAGCACACUGGCUCUGCCAUCGCUGUAUACUUAGCUCUUCAUGGGGCAGAUAUUAACUUUUACAACAACGAAGGUAAAACCCCACUGGAUAUGUGCCAAGACCCACAAACUGCCAACCUGAUUAAACAAUUUGCGAGGAAUACUCCAAGGUAA
Molecule: messenger RNA, 2430 nt
Organism: Pocillopora damicornis (cauliflower coral)
Lineage: Eukaryota; Metazoa; Cnidaria; Anthozoa; Scleractinia; Pocilloporidae
Product: E3 ubiquitin-protein ligase MIB2
Biological process (GO): protein ubiquitination
Cellular component (GO): cytoplasm
Molecular function (GO): ubiquitin-protein transferase activity; zinc ion binding; protein binding
Source: RefSeq, a predicted model, not a curated record